AGGCGGCAGGCCGGCUCAGAGAUCAGUUUGAGCUCGUUGGCGGGUGUGCAUGACUCGCUUCGCGAUGGCGCUUGGAGCACUGGCCUUCCUUUGGACCAUUCCAGCCGCCGCCACGGGCACCGGCUACCAGAAAUACAUCUCUCAAUAUGCUGGCGAUUACUUGCACCAGUUUGGCCAAGGCUCCGGAUACCAAGACUACAUCCAGACAUACACUGGAAUGAAGUCUGGUGCCCAGACUGAGGAGGACACCCAACCUAUAAGUCUCAUGGCUGACAUGAGCGAGGGCCACACAGACAAACAGGAAUCUCCAAGUGGUGCUGGCUACCAGAAGUACAUGGCCCAGUAUGCCAACGACUUCCAGAAGUACAUGCAGGGUCAGGGCAAGGGUGGUGCACAGGGUGGCGACUACCAGAAGUACAUGGCCCAGUUUGCGAAUGACUUUGAGAAGUACCUGCAAGGCCAGGGCAAAGGCGGUGACUACCAGAAGUACAUGUCGCAGCACAUGGAUGACUUUCAGAAGUACAUGCAGGGUCAGGGCAAGAGCACCCAGAGUGGGGAGGACAAGAUUGGUCAUGUUGUAGAGCAGAAGUUGAAGAAGGAUGAGGGCAAAGAUGCUGGCUCUUCUGAAGCUCAUCACGGCGCGUGUUUUUCAACACGCUUUGUAUAUAAUGUUUCCAUCGGUUUACUACAUUUUGGCCACACAUAUUUCCCUCCCCAGAGCCAUCACUUCAACAUUCUGCCAAGCGGACCAUGCCAUGCUUUUCGGGAGCUCACCCUGACCAGGCAAGAAGACUGCAAGCGUGAUCUUGGCGGAAGAGGCUUCGAGCCCUCCGGCGGCGCUCCUUGGUGCUCCCCUACUCCUGUUGGUGCUGGGAGGCAUGGCUGCGAUCUACAUCGAACGCCAGCGCGGACUGCUGCGCCACACUGAGCCCCAGCAGCCAGAGGGCUACCUGCAGCUAGAGUCCGUGAGCGAAAGCGCCUGAGAAAAGACGUGCUUUCUCCUCCUCUCCCUGGUGACAAGGGGAUGCCGCGAGGUUCCAGACAAAUAGAAUAAACGCCACCUCACCGGGGUGCGCCCGGUGGGUUGUGGUAGUUGCAAUGGACUUUUCAAGAUGUUUUUUUGGUUUUGGUCUGCCCGUUCGCUUGGCCACACGCCGCCUGGGCCGGCUUGCUUUCUUGACCCAUGGGAGCCUUUUGAAUCGACGGCUUGGGAUGGAAGUCGGGAGACCUGGCACAUGUGGGCACCAGAGAUGUCCAAAGAAGAAGUUCUGUUGGCUGACGCCGUACGCCAAGAAAUUGUUGUGAUCUUUCAUCGUUGUGGGCCCCAGGUUUCCGAGUGGCCGUUCAUGCUGCAGUGGCAGGAUUGCCCGCAGCAUGAGCCUGGAGUUUUGACGGGGGUUGGGUGAUGGCCGAACAACAAUCAGC
This is a messenger RNA of Durusdinium trenchii, 1425 nucleotides long. The record is from the annotation of a GenBank genome assembly. NCBI's taxonomy places the organism in Eukaryota, Dinophyceae, Suessiales, Symbiodiniaceae.